This is a messenger RNA of Cyprinus carpio (common carp), 1297 nucleotides long. RefSeq names its product mitochondrial import receptor subunit tom70-like. The coding region runs from base 130 to 630 and encodes 166 amino acids. The record is from RefSeq and is a predicted model, not a curated record. The transcript has 4 exons. Gene Ontology annotation, molecular function: protein binding. Lineage: Eukaryota; Metazoa; Chordata; Actinopteri; Cypriniformes; Cyprinidae.
UUAAGUCUGUUGUGAUGUUUGCAUUAAUAAUGUGUUUAUCUUUCCUUUUAUUCUCCAAAAGGAGUGUGUGUCUGUGUCAGUUACCAUGGGAGUCCAAAACAAUUUUCACUCCUCUGCCACAGUCUGCCCAUGAUCCCAGAUUUUGAGACCUUUGCCACAGAUCCUGGUGGGAUACCAGACAUAUGGGACGCCUGGUUUGACGAGGUCUUUCUCCCUCUGGAAAAUAUCCAAAGUGCAGGCUCUCUCCCUGAUGGUCUGGAGGAGAACCAGGUUCCACAGGACGAGAUCCAGGAUCUGAACAGAGUGGUUUUGGAUGAAGGUCUCAAUACAACUGAUUUAGACCACAAAGUGGCCAAGCCGACCCAAACUUUGACUGAAUGUAGAAACCACCGUGCCUUCAAAUGGUGUCGUCGUGGAGCACUUCACAUCAAACUUGGCUGUCUUAACCAGGCCCUUGAAGAUCUCAAUGCUGCCAUCUCCCCGGAGCCUCAUUUACUGGAUGCCUACUGGCACAGACACUGCAUCUACCUGCUGAGAAACGACCCCGAUAGAGCUCUGGAUGAUCUAAACUUCAUCGUCAAGAACAACAAGAAGCAUGCAGACCUUCACCAUCAUUUCUACAAGGACUGAUGCAAUGAUGAUCAGUAGAAUACAGCACUUCAACAGCUCCAAAUGGAUGCAGGCCCUGGAAGACUUCUCCUUACUGCUGAAGCAAGAACCUGGGAAUGCGAGAGCCAGAACAUACAGAGGAAGGAUCUAUUCCAAGCUGGGUCAGUUUGAGAAGUCUAUCAAGGAUUUUUCUCUGACUGUGCACUUGGAUCUCCCAGUAGCUGGUUGGCGUUUUACCACAGAGGGUGUCUGUUGAGGGAGAUAAUGCCUCAUAUAGCCUUAAGGGAUCUCAACACAUCUGGUAACACGCACAUGUUUGAUAUAACACAUGAAAACGUGCAAUUUUCACAGUUUCUCUAUAUAUAGAUACAUGACUUUGCCAACAUUUUAAGGGGCUUGAGGAAGACUGAUGCCCAUGGGAAUUUUUAAGUAAUAUGUUGAGGUCUGACACUUUCUGUUGAAAAGCAGGGUGAUUAGACAGAUGGUUCAGUCACGGUUGUUCAACAAUCAAUUCAAAAGUUACACAUGAGUGUUUUUCAUAAGAUUUCUUCAGGAAGCCCAAAGGAAAGAAAAAAUCAGAAACAAGAUCUCUUUAAUGUCUUUAAUAUCUCAUAUCUCUUUAACAUUUCUUCUAAACAUCAAUGGGACUGCAUCUGCUUCUCAGUUUUUUUCCUCCUGAGAGAGACCU